AUGCCACAGUCCAAAUCAGCAAAUGCAAGCAGAUUCUGGGAACUCGACUCAGCAUAUGAAGUGAGAUGCCUCCGCACCCAGAGCCCUGUGAAGGCACUUGAAUCGACUCGUUUUUUCAAUGAACUAAUGAGUGUAAACGGUGCAACAGACACGGGCGAACGACCGGGAAGUGCACAAGAGUCAAGUUACGAGGAUCAUCAAUCAUCCCUCCCUCGACUCCCCGUUCCUCCCCUGAAGCACACAUGCGACUUGUACCUCAAGUCUAUUCAGGCGAUCGCGACUUCGGAGGAGUACUUUCAAGUGACUAAGUUGGUGGAGGAUUUCUUGAAACCCGGUGGCACCGGGGAGCUCCUGCAAAGUCUCUUGGAGGCAUGGGAGCAAAAAUGUGAUCAACCGAGCUGGCUGGAGGAAUUUUGGGAUGAUUCGUAUCUCUGCACACGUGAGCCCAUACCAGUCAAUGUGAACUACUUCUUUCAGCUUCAGCCGCAUCCUCGACAAUCGGACGGGUCUACCCGAGUCUCGCAGGUGGGGCGCGCUGCAAGUCUUCUACACGCAGCGACGGAGUAUUACCUUUCCAUUUUUCAUGGCACGGUAGAAAAAGAGUUUGAACGGUAUGUACCUGUGUGCAUGAGUCAGUACCGCUUUGUAUUUACGACUUCACGUAUUCCUGGUUUGCGCCGCGACCGCAAAGUGUGCUACUCUACACGACCUUUGACAAGUGAUGAGAAAAAAUCCAAAUUUUCCGAGUAUGUCGCUGCCGAUCCCACGCACUGUGUUGUCAUUAUCCGCAAUCGAUACUUCAAAGUGGAGGUGAUAAAAGAUGGAACGCAGUACUCUGUAGAGGAGCUUGUACUGGCACUUAAACAGAUUGAGAAUUUUGCUACAUCGCGAAAAGAUCCUGGAGCUCCCGUUGGUCUCUUUACGACCCUGGAACGCACAGAUUGGUUUCAUACUCGAGAGCGCCUGAAAGCAUUGGGCAACGGUGAGGUGUUGCAGGCAAUUCAGUCUGCGAUCAUCUGUAUUUGUCUUGACAGUGUGGAAGUGCAAUCGCCCGAUGAAUCGGCAAGACUUUUUCUCCAUGGCCCGGGGACAAACCGCUGGUUUGAUCGUCAUAAUAUUAUUGUGACACGUGAUGGAUCGGCCGGGAUCAAUUGGGAACAUUCCGUCGGAGAUGGUGGCACGACGCUACACGUUGCUGACUUCAUGUUCCGUAGGGACUGCGAGCGUUUCUUCUCGGACACAGACGUGGAUGCACUCAUGGAGGAACCUGAAAAAGUACAAGCAUCUUUGGGCAUGGUGUCUGAGUUGCAAUGGUCUCUUGAUAAUGGGCUUGACGAGCUUAUGAAGGCAGCCUUUGCAGACUUCAAGAUGUUGAUUGAGAGCAAUGAGACAAAUGUGCUGCACUUUCAGCAGUUUGGUGGUGUUUUUUUAAAACAAAAUAACGUGUCACCCGACGCAUUUGUUCAAGUGGCACUUCAGCUCACAUUUUAUCGUCUUUUUGGGCGAAACUGUGCCACUUACGAGGCAGCCAGUACGCGUACUUUUUCUCACGGACGAACGGAAUGCGUUCGAAGCGCAACACGCGCAGUAUGGGAUUUUUGUCACGCGGCAUCCGAGCCAAUCUUCUCCAAACGUGUGGCAUCGUGUGUGCCGAAACAACGAGAACUUUUGCGUAUCGCCAUUGAGUCUCAUGCGGAUUACAUGAGACUUGCUAAGAAGGGCCUUGGUGUGGACCGGCAUCUUUAUGGACUUCGAGUCAUGGCGCGAAUGCAUGGCAUUCCUUUACCAGAGCUCUUCACUGAUAGAUGUUUUUAUCGUAGUGCAACUUGGCGCAUGUCAACAUCGCAUUGUGGAAGCAGCGCACUUGACACAUUUGGCUUUGGACCAGUGGUGGGUUCCGGGUACGGCAUUGGGUAUAUGAUAAAAGAAAGUAGCAUUGAAUUUGUCAUCACAUCCAACCGUACACAUCCUUUUACCUCUACCUCUGUGUUUGCCACCAUGCUUCAAUCCGCCCUUAUGCACAUGGAUGCCAUUCUGAGAAGUGAAAAUGUGGAGGAUCGAGCCGUCAGUUGCCCAUUUCCAUCUUCGCAUCCAUGUGGUUUUAACGACUUUGAGUAUUCGCAACAAGAAGGGUUCAUCUACCAACGCUACGAUGAACAAGGCAUAAAGGAGCUUGCGCACGUCUUGCAAGAGACGAAAGGAAAAACGGAAUUUGCGGAAGAUUCUCUAAGUAGCUGGCACUAG
Messenger RNA from Trypanosoma cruzi, 2244 nucleotides. RefSeq names its product choline/carnitine O-acetyltransferase, putative. The transcript has a single exon. The coding region runs from base 1 to 2244 and encodes 747 amino acids. The record is from RefSeq and is a predicted model, not a curated record. Gene Ontology annotation, biological process: carnitine metabolic process. Gene Ontology annotation, cellular component: mitochondrion. Gene Ontology annotation, molecular function: carnitine O-acetyltransferase activity. NCBI's taxonomy places the organism in Eukaryota, Euglenozoa, Kinetoplastea, Trypanosomatida, Trypanosomatidae.